CGCAGCAUCACAUGUGAAGGCUCUGAUGCUUUACUACAAUGUGGUAAGCUAGUGAACACUACUGAACAGUGUAUAUAAUCAGCUACCAAAGAUGCUCUCCUUCGUUCCUUAUCUAUCUUUUCGUUGUCCGUCUCUUCCUCAGAUGGAGGUAAGAUCCAUAUUGAGAGUGCCAACUAUGGUCGUCGUCAAACCAACGUGUGUUCCAUUGGGCGCCCUGAUGACCAACUCACCAACACCAACUGCCUCAGCCAAUCCACCACCAGUAAGAUGGCAGAAAGGUACGGGAACCAACGGUGUGUAUUUACCUGUACGCUCAUUGGCUGUAGUGAUAACCUCUACCUGUCUUUGAAACACAGGUGUGACGGGAAGAGCCAGUGUGUCGUCCCGGCAUCCAAUUCUGUUUUUGGAGACCCCUGUUUCGGGACUUAUAAGUACCUGGACACCCAAUACUCCUGUGUUCAACAGCAAGUAGCAAGUCAGUCUGUGCUAAUAACACUUGGUGGUGGGCACCAAUAUCGUUAAAUUGAUGUAUUGAAUGUCUGUAUGACUGAGGCAUGUUGGGAUAUUGUUUAAUACUUCGGUGAAAGAGCGCACUCUGCUGAUGGCUAGCAAAGCCAUGGAAUGGGUUGGGUCACCAAUGGGACCAGCUUGUGAACUUUGUUUUAUGGUCACCAUGUGUUUUAAUACAUGCCCUUUUUUCUCCACUUUUAAACCACCCUCACUUCCUAACUAACCAUAGCUAGCCCACAAACGGUGGUUAUGGAACAAAGUAGCCGGCAACAACUUUCGUUAGCAUAGCUUAUAGGGAGGUCAGAGACCUGGCAGUGUGGCGCCAGGACGACAGCCUCUCACUCGACGUCGAAGAAGCUGAUUGUGGAUAACAGGAAACAGAGGGCCGACCACGCCCCCAUUUUCAUCGACUGGGCUGUAGUGGCGCUUUUCGAGAGCUUCAAGUUCCUCAAUGUCUGUAUCACUAAGGAUCCUUCAUGGUCCAUGCACCAGCAGUAGUAUAGAGGGCACGACAAUGCCUCUUCUCCAACCUGCCCAGGAGGCUAAAAAUGUGUUAUUGGCCCUCCGAUCCUCAGUUCUACAGCUGCACCAUUGAGAGCAUUUUGACUGGCUGUAUCACCACUAGGUGUGGCAACUGCUUGGCAUCCGACCGCAAGGCGCUACAGAGGGCAGUGCCUACGGCCCAGUAAAUCACUGAGGCCACGCUCCCUGCCAUCAGGACCUCCUAUACCAUGCGUUGUCGGAAGGCCCUACAUUUUCAAUGAUUCCAGCAACCCAAGUCAUACUGUCCUCUGCAAGUGAUACCGCGGCACCAAGUCUGGAACCAGCAGGCUUCUACCCCCCUCCCUGUCACUUAAGCUGCUAUUUAUAAGUCUCUUUAUAACUCAAUUAGCCAGCUAGCACUUGGUGAGAAAGAUGGGUAGUCGUACCACACAGGUCUCCUUUACAUUGUGGCUUAGUUGAUGCUUGCGCGCACUUAAUCUUGUGUAACAGUGAACAUCUGUUUCAGCCAACGUUGGCUAGCUCAAAUCUCGUUUAUAGCUAUACAGACGUCACAGGCCCAAAUUGUAUAGAAAUAUAGCUCUGGUCUAGCGGUACGACUAGCUAAACCAGCUUACUUUCACAUUCUGAGCAGUUUGAGAUGACGACGUCUCAUAAGGAGCUUAAACCACAGUGUAACGGUUGAAGAUAAUGCAUUUAACUUUCUACAACUCUGUUUAUGCCUAAACAUUAAUUAAUCAACGUUCCCUAUUAGUGCCCAUCACUAACACUUCACCAAGCCAUAGUAUGCCUUUAUUUGUCAGGCCAGUGUGGUGUAACUCCUGUUUGUCCUUGCAGUAAGCAGCAUCAUAUGUGAAGGCUCUGAUUCUCAACUACAAUGUGGUAAGCAGGUCAACACUACAGUAUGGUAUCCUCUCCGCUCUCAUGUGGUGUUGUGUAUAUUAGUCUCUAGCCCACACAAACACCCAGCCUUGGCCUUCUUCCUUUUCUUCAUCUAUCUCUUCCUCCUCCUCGUCUCCCUCAGAUGGAGGUAAGAUCUAUAUCGAGAGUGCCAACUAUGGUCGUCGUCAAACCAACGUGUGUUCCAUUGGGCGCCCUGAUGACCAACUCACCAACACCAACUGCCUCAGCCAAUCCACCACCACCAGUAAGAUGGCAGAAAGGUACGGGAACCAACGGUGUGUAUUUACCUGUACACUCAUUGGCUGUAGUGAUAACCUCUACCUGUAUUUUAAACACUCAGGUGUGAUGGGAAGAGCCAGUGUGUCGUCCCGGCAUCCAACUCCAUGUUUGGAGACCCCUGUGUCGGAACCUAUAAGUACCUGGAGGUGGCUUACACCUGUGAC
Coregonus sp. 'balchen' is the source of this 2357-nucleotide messenger RNA. The record is from the annotation of a GenBank genome assembly. Lineage: Eukaryota; Metazoa; Chordata; Actinopteri; Salmoniformes; Salmonidae.